UCUCCCUCUUUUCCUGUGCCUGAUUGCGAGAGGAACAGGGCGUCUGUGGCCCUCCGUCUUAAUCCGACUCCAUCCUCACUUAAAGGCACCAUUUACCUUCCUCAAAAUGACCGAGCAGAUGACUUUGAGGGGGACCCUGAAGGGCCAUAAUGGUUGGGUCACCCAGAUCGCCACGACCCCUCAAUUUCCCGAUAUGAUUCUGUCUGCCUCAAGAGACAGGUCUAUCAUCAUGUGGAAGCUGACCCGCGACGAGACCAACUACGGAAUCCCGCAGAAGGCGCUGCGAGGCCACUCCCACUUCGUCAGCGACGUGGUCAUCUCCUCCGACGGCCAGUUCGCCCUGUCCGGGUCCUGGGACGGGACCCUUCGCCUGUGGGAUCUGACCCAGGGUGUCUCCACCCGGCAGUUUAUCGGCCACAGCAAGGACGUCCUGAGCGUGGCCUUCUCCGCCGAUAACCGCCAGAUCGUGUCCGGCUCGCGCGACAAGACCAUCAAGCUGUGGAACACCCUGGGAGUCUGCAAGUACACCAUCCAGGACGAGAGCCACUCUGAGUGGGUCUCCUGCGUGCGCUUCUCCCCGAACAGCAGCAACCCCAUCAUCGUGUCCUGCGGCUGGGACAAGAUGGUGAAGGUGUGGAAUCUGGCCAACUGCAAGCUGAAGACCAAUCACAUUGGUCACACCGGAUACCUGAACACAGUCACCGUCUCUCCUGACGGCUCCCUGUGUGCUUCCGGUGGCAAGGACGGACAGGCUAUGCUGUGGGACCUGAACGAGGGGAAGCACCUGUACACCUUGGACAGCGGUGACAUCAUCAACGCCCUCUGCUUCAGCCCCAACCGUUACUGGCUGUGUGCCGCCACCGGGCCCAGCAUCAAGAUCUGGGACCUGGAGGGUAAGAUCAUUGUUGAUGAGCUGAGACAGGAAGUGAUCAGCACUAACAGCAAGGCGGAGCCUCCACAGUGCACCUCACUGGCCUGGUCUGCUGACGGACAGACGCUGUUUGCUGGCUACACUGACAACCUGAUCAGAGUUUGGCAGGUCACCAUUGGAACCCGAUAAAGUCUUUUUUAUAGGAUCUAUCAGUGUUGAAUAAUAAAAAACUUUAAAGAA
Anguilla rostrata (American eel) is the source of this 1111-nucleotide messenger RNA. RefSeq names its product small ribosomal subunit protein RACK1-like. The record is from RefSeq and is a predicted model, not a curated record. Gene Ontology annotation, biological process: rescue of stalled cytosolic ribosome; positive regulation of protein phosphorylation. The transcript is spliced from 8 exons. Gene Ontology annotation, cellular component: nucleus; cytosol. Gene Ontology annotation, molecular function: translation regulator activity; protein kinase C binding; ribosome binding. The coding region runs from base 107 to 1060 and encodes 317 amino acids. NCBI's taxonomy places the organism in Eukaryota, Metazoa, Chordata, Actinopteri, Anguilliformes, Anguillidae.